Theobroma cacao (cacao) is the source of this 3844-nucleotide messenger RNA. Its product is annotated as portal protein. NCBI's taxonomy places the organism in Eukaryota, Viridiplantae, Streptophyta, Magnoliopsida, Malvales, Malvaceae. The record is from RefSeq and is a predicted model, not a curated record.
ACUAGCCGUUACCAUUUUCGAAAGAUCCCAAAAAGAAAGCAGAAAGACCGCUCCUUUCAUUUUCCUUUCCUUUUUGCCUUGCUUCAACUCUCAGCUCCUAUUUCUCUUCUUCCUCAGUGCCUCCGAUCUUAACUCAAAGCUCCCUCUUUCUCUGUCAGCUAAGAAGACAGGGCUGAUAAUGUUCACCGAAGGCUUAGACGAAUCAGCAAUCAACUGGAUCAACCAGGGCAAAGAAACAGAUCAAGAACCAAGAAUUAGAUCGCCAUUAACAGAAAAACUAUCACCUCACGACUCAUUCCCCAAAUCCCCUCUUAUUUACAACACUGCCCCUCUUUUUUCCCCCCAUAUUUUGCCUCCUCCUCUCAAAUUCCGCUCUGGCUUGCUUGGACCUCAUAGUCUGAUAGACGAGGACGACGACGAAAGCGUAGCUUCAGUUUCUGACGAUAUUGGCGGUGGAGAUUCUGCGAAUGGGAAUUUUUCAGACGAAGAGGAUGUGUUUAGGAGUAAUAAGUGUAGCUCGAAUUUGAGUAGAGGGUUUUCAAAGCAGAAUUUGAAAGUUGAAUUGCCCGAUACUAAUAGGAGAUUUACUGAUGGUGAUUUGGGUGUUAGAGAUUUUGCUGAGAAAAAUUAUACUUCUGCUGGUAUUGGAGGUAUUUUUGGACUCCGGGAACGAGUUCAAGUACAUAAUGCCCAUGGAACAACUAUUCCUAGUCAUGUUAAGAGUACAUUUAAAGAGGUUGAAGAUUUGGGCACACCAAGUGCACCUCCUAUAUUGGAUAUUGGAAGAGAAGGGAGUGACAUGGAGGUUGAAGAAGAAACUGAGCAAAUUCAGGAUGGAAUAUACAAAUCAGUGCAAGCAGAUCAUUUUGAUGGCAAUAAAGAAGGCUUAGCAGAUUCUAAAUCUCGAUCAUUUAAUUGCGCUGAGCUUGGUGAAGAAAGAGUAAAUGAGACCGUGAAUGGAGACAAAGAAGAAAAAAUCCCUUAUUGGCAAAGUAACACAUCUGAUGACUUACAUCAUUAUAAUGCCAGUGGUCAAUAUGCCUGGCAGACUUUAAUCGCUUAUGAUGCAUGCAUACGGUUGUGUCUAUAUGAAUGGGCAAGAGGUUGCCCCGAGGCGCCUGAGUUUCUGCGUGAUGAGUGCCUUCUACUCCGAAGUGCCUUUGGUCUACACAAAUUUUUGUUGCAACCACGAGGUGUACAACCAGUAGAAGUGAGCACUACUAAGAAUGUGGAACAAUUUUCAUUGAAGGCAAAGAAGGUUGCUGGAAAAAUAAGAGUGGAAGUGAAGAAACUUCGCAUAAUCCCAAGGCGGAAACUUAAAAGCACAUAUUCACAGCGAAGUGCAAUGUACAUGCAAGUGGGAGCGGACUAUGUCCGACACGUCUCAUCACUUGUGAAAACUGGCAUGAAUUCUCUUAAAAUAGCCUCAUUUUCAGUGACAUCUGAAGAACCAUUAUCUUGCUUAUUCCAGCUAAAGAGUACUACGGAAGACACCAAAGUUGAACCAAGUUCCACAAUCUGCUUGCACCCUGGGUGUGGUGACUACCAUGUCUUUUUCCCAGAGACUGAAGCUGAUGCUCUUUUGGUGGAAGUCCAAGAUAAAAAGAAAUCAGUCCAGGGCCGAACAACAAUUCCAGUUUCAUCCUUGACUGAUAAUCCCAAUGAUAGAAUCAGAUGGUGGCCCAUAUACCAUGACGAUGAAGAAUGUGUUGGGAAGAUCCAGCUAUCUAUUGGAAGUACAAUUACUUGUGAUGAGACGAGUCAGAUAAAGAGUGCACCCGUUGUGGAGACGCUAGCCUACGAUCUACUCCUGGAGGCUUCAAUGCGUGCACAGCAUUUCCAUUCCCAAAACUUGAGGUUACAAGGACCUUGGCAGUGGCUAUUGACUGAGUUUGCAGACUACUAUGGCGUUUCUGAUUCAUAUACAAAAUUGAGGUAUCUGUUACAUGUCAUGAAUGUGGCCACACCAACAAAAGACUGUUUAGAGCUCGUGCAUGAGUUGCUUGUACCUAUUUUAAAGGCAAGGAGUGAGAAAAGCUUGACAAGACAGGAGAAAAGCAUAUUGCUUGAUUGUGAAACACAAAUUGAGAGUCUCUUGGCAAAUGCUUUUGAGAACUACAAGUCAUUAGAUGAAAAAUCUCCUACAGGGCUAGCAGACUUGUUUGGCCCAACCCAAGAGACUGCAGCACCAGCUCUAGCUCCUGCUGUUAAAGUAUACACUCUUCUUCAUGAUAUACUAUCUCCUGAUGCUCAGACUAUGUUGAGAAACUAUUUGCAGACUGCAGCAAAAAAAAGGUGUCGGAAGCACAUGAUUGAGACUGAUGAGUUUGUUUCAAGCAACUCUGAAGGUUUUCUCUUGGACACAAUUACCAUCUCAACAGCUUAUCUGAAGAUGAAGAAUCUGUGUAUAAACAUUAGUAAAGAGAUUCAGGCAGACAUCAAGAUCCACAAUCAGCAUAUACUCCCCAGUUCAAUUGACCUGUCAAACAUCACAGCUGCAGUAUACAGCACGGAGUUGUGUAACAGGCUUACUGGUUUCCUUGCUGCAUGGCCUCCAUCUAGUCCUGCAUCACAUGUUAAUGAACUUUUGAUUGCAAUUGCAGAUUUUGAGAGGGAUCUUGAGUCAUGGAACAUCAGUUCUGUGCAGGAAGGUGUAGACUCAAAGACUUUGUUUCACAAUUACAUAAUGGUGUGGGUAGAGGAUAUGCAGCUUAAGUUACUUGAUCUUUGCAAGUCUGAAAAGGUGCCAUGGUCUGGAGUAACAACAAAUCAUUCCACCUCUCCGUUUGCUGAAGAAAUGUAUGAGAAGAUCAAAGAUUCUCUUAGUGGAUAUGAGGUGGUGAUCAAUCGAUGGCCUCAGUACUCACUGGUCUUGGAAAAUGCUGUUGCCAAUGUGGAAAGAGCAAUCGUAAAAGCACUAGAGAAACAAUACAAUGACAUCUUGACUCCUUUGAAAGAUAGCAUUCCAAAAAGGCUUAAUAUGCAUGUCCAGAAGCUGACAAGAAGGCAGUCAACAGCACUCUAUUCAGUUCCCAGCCAGUUAGGAAUCUUCCUCAACACCGUCAAGAGAAUUCUUGAUGUCUUGCACUGUAAAGUGGAGGAUAUCUUAAAAUCUUGGGCAUCCUAUCUGCCUCUCAUGGGAGACAAGAAGUUGCUGUUUGGUGAGCAGAUGAAUGGAAUCACUGUCAUGUUGAGGACAAAGUAUAAAAAUUACUUGCAGGCAACAGUGGAGAAACUUGUUAACAAUACACAAGCUAAUCGAAACACAAGACUAAAGAGGAUUCUGGAGGAGAUAAAGGAAGAAGAUGGAGAGGCUGAGAUCCGUGAGAGAAUGCAGAUGCUCAGUUCACAACUGAUUGACUCUAUCUCUAACUUACAUGAGGUCUUCACAAGUCGAAUAUUUGUAGCAACCUGCCGUGGAUUUUGGGAUAGGAUGGGACAGAUUGUACUGAAAUUUCUUGAAGGCAGGAAGGAAAACAGAGUGUGGUAUAAUGGAUCAUAUUUUGCUCUGGGGAUACUGGAUGACACCUUUGCUUCCCAAAUGCAGCGACUGCAAGGAAAUUUGCUCCAAGAAAAAGAUCUUGAGCCUCCUCGUUCUGUGAUUGAAGCUCGGUCUAUCCUCUGCAGAGACACAGCUAAUGCAACAGAUGCAUCCACCUACUUCUAUGUCUGAGAAGCUGCAAACCAACCGAAUUUUUAUGCACAGAGUGUACAGUCACGAGAUUUCAGUGCCAAAUUCUAUUUUUAUUCUUUUUGUAUAUGUAAAAAUACCCAGCACUAUGCUGGGAACCAACGCACCAUGAAAGCAGUCUUAUUUCUGUAUGUCAUCUUCAAAAUUCUUCAA